AAAAACUCACCAAGUUCUGGCUAUAUUGUUUUGGAGUUAUGUUAAUUACAACACCCCCACCCAACAAGCAUAAUAUCAGACUUUAAUAGGGAUUAACUUUUGUUUUGUUUUUUGUUUUUUUAAAUUUUUUUCAUUUUCGUAAAAAUCUUAAUUUUUCUGGAGGCAGUCGAUAUCUGUUAGUGUUACUUAAUUCUCUCUCUUUAUAGAGCCAUCUGGUGAAAGAGCGAAAAACCACCAAACGGCUAUAAUUGACGUUACUAGUUUACAGAAAGAGAGAGAGAGGCAGCCAGAGGGAGAGACCGGAGAGAUUGAGAUAAACUUUAAGAUUCGUUGGGUUUUGCUGGGAUUGCCUUGCCGUCUUUCUCUUUGAAAUUGUGUCCUUUGACUCCUUUGGUUCGUCGAGGGAUCGAUCUGGGUCUCAACGAUCUGAAUUUACUCGCAGAGAAAUAGAGGGAGACGCAGAGACAGAGGACGAAUUGGGCAUUUUCCUUCUUGUUUCCACAUACUCUAUAUAAUCAUGUCAGAUGGGUAUUAUAAUUCUAAGAAGACUGAUGAUAUCUGCGAAGGCGUUUGUGGCCAGGUACUUAGAUGGAUAUAGUCUCGCCCCUGCUAACUAAGUUUUUGAUUGAAGGCAGGGAACUCGUGCAGAGCUGAUUAUGUCAAGACUCCGAUGUAUUCUGCGAGGGUUGGACCUGAGGACCUAUAUGAUUUUGUUUAUGAUUGUCCCCAUAUGCAUCUUCGGUGUAUAUUUGCAUGGGCAGAAGAUCACUUACUUUCUAAGACCAAUAUGGGAAUCACCUCCGAAGCCCUUCCACAAUGUCCCUCACUAUUAUAAUGAGAAUGUAACAGUGGAGACUCUUUGUAAACUUCAUGGGUGGGGAAUUCGUGAAUCGCCAAGACGAGUCUAUGAUGCAGUUCUUUUCAGUAAUGAGCUUGACAUCCUUACAAUUCGAUGGAAUGAAUUGUAUCCGUAUGUGACACAGUUUGUUCUUCUCGAAUCAAACUCAACAUUCACAGGUUUGCCUAAACCAUUGCUCUUCGCGAGCAACCGUGACCAUUUCAAGUUUAUUGAACCUCGGCUGACUUAUGGGACGAUUGGAGGAAGAUUCAAGAAAGGCGAAAAUCCAUUUGUUGAAGAGGCAUAUCAGAGAGUAGCACUGGACCGGCUCUUGAAAAUUGCAGGCAUAGAAGAUGAUGAUUUGUUGAUAAUGUCUGAUGUCGAUGAGAUUCCAAGUGCCCACACAAUUAAUCUCUUGAGAUGGUGUGAUGACAUUCCGCCUGUCCUUCACCUUCGCCUGAGGAACUACUUGUAUUCAUUUGAAUUUUAUAUGGACAACAAGAGCUGGAGAGCUUCGGUCCAUAGGUACAAAACUGGAAAGACAAGAUAUGCACAUUAUCGACGAACUGAUGACAUCUUGACAGAUGCGGGGUGGCACUGUAGCUUUUGCUUUCGCCAUAUCAGCGAAUUUGUGUUUAAGAUGAAGGCUUACAGUCAUACUGAUCGGGUCAGGUUUUCUCAUUACCUGAACCACGAAAGAAUUCAGGAUGUAAUAUGCAAAGGGGCUAACCUGUUUGACAUGAUUCCGGAGGAGUACACAUUUAAGGAGAUUAUUGGAAAGAUGGGACCUAUUCCUCAUUCUUAUUCAGCAGUUCAUUUUCCAGCAUAUUUGUUGAACAAUGCUGAGAAGUACAAAUAUCUGUUGCCUGGUAACUGCCGAAGAGAAAGUGGCUGAGUAUUGAAAAAUGACGUGUCUUUUGUGAAGAUUGGAGAUACAGAUCGUGCACUUCACUUAAUAGGGUUCGAUUUGAUAAUUGAUGGUUUUGGUGAAGCAGUGAUACUAGUAUACAUUAAAUCUAACAAAGUGUAGGUCACUGUAUACGGAGAGCAAAGAAAUAACUUGCUGGUCCUUGGAAUUUGAUGGGGAAACUCUCUAUAUCCUCUUUUUAGGGAGUUGGGUUUAUUCCGAUAUGGAGGAGGCAUUCCAAUUUUCCAAGUAGGAAGCUCGCUGCGAGGAGAUUAUCUCUACGGUUAUGGAAGGCUUAAGUACCAUAUCUUGUUGCUGUGGCACGAUCGCCUUAUUGCAUAGUUCCUGGACUUUCCAAUGCUGGGAAUUUGGCUUUCUUAGACUCAUAUACUUCUAUCACAACUUGGGUUGUGUAUUCCUGAUAUGUAUCAACUGAUUAUUGUUGGAUCUUCCGUUGAUCAUAUUGCUGAUUUAUUCUUUUUCCCUACCGCUGCAGACCUUAAGUUAAUAGUGCAUAGUUAAAUUUCAA
Carya illinoinensis is the source of this 2274-nucleotide messenger RNA. RefSeq lists its product as uncharacterized. Lineage: Eukaryota; Viridiplantae; Streptophyta; Magnoliopsida; Fagales; Juglandaceae. Gene Ontology annotation, biological process: protein N-linked glycosylation; N-acetylglucosamine metabolic process. The record is from RefSeq and is a predicted model, not a curated record. Gene Ontology annotation, cellular component: membrane. The transcript is spliced from 3 exons. Bases 657 to 1733 code for a protein of 358 amino acids. Gene Ontology annotation, molecular function: beta-1,4-mannosylglycoprotein 4-beta-N-acetylglucosaminyltransferase activity.